AUGUUGCUCUCCAAAGGUAUUACCCCUAAUGUUACAACUUUAAAUUCUUUGAUUUCUAGGGUUUGUAAAAUUCGUGGAGUGGAUGCUGGGUAUGAAAUUUACCGUGAGUUUUUUAGGUUAGAUGUGGAAAAAUGUGAAAUUCCGAAAAGGGGUUCUGGUUUUAGAGUAGUUACCCCUAAUGUGCAUACUUAUAAUACAUUGAUGUUGUGUUGUUAUCAAGAUGGUUUGCUGGAGAAGGUUGAGGAAAUUUGGAAUGAAAUGGGUCAAAUUAGUUGUGUUCCCAAUGCUUAUAGCUAUAGUUUAUUGAUGGCUGCGUUUUGUGAGGGAGGUAAAAUUGGAGAUGCUGAUGAGUUGUGGAAGGAAAUGAGAAAGGAGGGAAUGGAGCCUGAUGUGAUUAGUUAUAACACUAUGAUUGGUGGGUUUUGUAAGGUUGGUGAUGUUGGAAGAGCUGAGGAUUUUUUCAGAGAAAUGGGACUGGCCGGUAUUGAUGCCACUGGUUCAACUUAUGAGCAUCUUGUUAAGGGGUAUUGUAAAAUUGGGGAUGUUGAUUCGGCUGUUCUUGUUUAUAAGGAUAUGUGUAGGAAGGCUUUUAGGCCUGAUGCAUUGACACUUGACAUGAUGGUUAGGUUGCUUUGUGAUAAGGGUAGAGUUGAGGAAGCUAUUGAGUUUUUCAGGAGUGGAGUUGGUAAGUUUGAUUUAGUUCCAAAGGAGAAGAGUUAUGAGACCUUGAUUAAGGGGUUGUGUUUUGAGGGGAGGAUGGAAGAAGCAUUGAAGCUUCAGGCUGAGAUGGUAGGAAAAGGGUUUCAACCGAAAUCUGAAAUAUAUGAAGCUUUUAUUGAUGGGUACAUUAGACAAGGGAAUGAGGAAAUGGCAGAAGCUUUGAGGAAAGAAAUGUUGCAAACUCAGAUGCAGAGCUAA
Molecule: messenger RNA, 918 nt
Organism: Cicer arietinum (chickpea)
Lineage: Eukaryota; Viridiplantae; Streptophyta; Magnoliopsida; Fabales; Fabaceae
Source: RefSeq, a predicted model, not a curated record